Molecule: messenger RNA, 652 nt
Organism: Thrips palmi
Lineage: Eukaryota; Metazoa; Arthropoda; Insecta; Thysanoptera; Thripidae
Gene: Fer2
Product: helix-loop-helix protein 13
Exons: 3
Coding region: 21-431 (136 amino acids)
Biological process (GO): regulation of transcription by RNA polymerase II; developmental process
Molecular function (GO): DNA-binding transcription factor activity, RNA polymerase II-specific; RNA polymerase II transcription regulatory region sequence-specific DNA binding; protein dimerization activity
Source: RefSeq, a predicted model, not a curated record
ACGGGCCGCACUCGCCCUCCAUGCCGCCCUACCGCGUGCAGCGCCACGCCGCCAACGUCCGGGAGCGGCGGCGCAUGCAGAGGUCGGGUCCCGACAGACCGCCCGUCAAAAUCAGCAUCAACUCUGCGUUCGACGAGCUGCGCGUGCACGUGCCCACGUUCCCCUACGAGAAGCGCCUGUCCAAGAUCGACACGCUGCGCCUGGCCAUCGCCUACAUCGCGCUGCUGCGGGAGCUGCUGACCGCCGAGUGCGACCCGCUCACCUACGUGGAGCGCACCCUUCGCGGCGGCACGGACAGCCGUGCCGAGUGGAACACGAGCGAUCUGACCGCUCGCCUAUCGUGGAUCAACUGGGAGAACCUCGGCGUGCAUCCCAAUAGGAGGAGCGUCCUCACCAGCCUAGCUCUAUCCCCGGACAGUGUGACGACCUAAACGCCGGGCGGGGCGGCCACGCCUCGUCCACGCCCCGAGCCUCCCUCUGCACCCCGUCAACAAGUACAAAGCCAAUGUUACCGCAUCGAGGCAAAGCGUCCGCCGUGCACACGAGUGCACGUUUCAAACGCCUGUGCUGUUGUUAUUGUAAUUGUUAUUUUUAUUUGUUGAAAAUUUUUGUUGGUUUCCUUUUGUAAAUAAACUAACGUUUGUAAAAUAAA